GAAGUAGUUCAGUGUCGACGAUUGAAGGCACUCACGAGACGCCCUGAAUCUGAUGGCUCCUCUUCCAUCCAAGGCGAUCGCCGCGGCGGCUGGGAUGGUACGCGGCCGGCUGAGGAGGGCCGUUCUCACGAGGGGCGGCAGCGGGGAAGGCGGUAGUCGGUGGACGAGCCCCGGGACCGAGGAACGCCCCAAGGGUUACCUCUUCAACCGGCCGCCGCUGCCCCCGGGGGAAUCGAGGAAGUGGGAGGACUGGGAGCUCCCCUGCUACAUCACCUCCUUCCUCACCAUCGUCAUCCUCGGCGUCGGCCUCAACGCGAAGCCCGACCUCACCCUCGAGACUUGGGCCCACCAGAAGGCCCUCGAGCGUCUCCAGCAGCAGGAAGCCGCUGCUGCUGAUGCCGAUUACGAGUGAUGUGACGGAAAUCUGCUGCCCACCCUUUCCUGGUAAAUGCUUCGUCUUGGAUCUCGUCUUUUGUUCCUAAGAAGAGAUGGAACAGUUUGGAGUUCAAGGUUGAAUAAUUUAUAGGGGUUCCCAUAUUUUGAUAUAACUCUCGCAAGUUCUGCAAGAUGCGAAACUUGAAAUUCCUCAAUCUGUACCUUUGGAUGCUAUGCUUUAGCUUUUGUAAUUGCAUAUCAUUUUACCUUUAAUAAUGAAUUUGUACAAUGGUUUCAUCUGAA
Molecule: messenger RNA, 678 nt
Organism: Zingiber officinale
Lineage: Eukaryota; Viridiplantae; Streptophyta; Magnoliopsida; Zingiberales; Zingiberaceae
Exons: 1
Coding region: 53-412 (119 amino acids)
Source: RefSeq, a predicted model, not a curated record